AUGGAUAAUUCAAGUUGGUUAGAAUAUGUUAGUGAUCAUCCGGUUUUUUAUUCCGACAGUGUAAAAUUAUCAGGAGAUACAAUAGGAUUGGAGAAUUAUGGAAAACCAAAAAGAAAACAAACAUGUAUAGCUAUUGAGGGAAAUAAUCUUAUAUUAGCUGUAGGAUCCGAAAUAAGAAUAUUAAAUUUAUUGGAGUUUAAAGAUGCUUGGCAAUAUGCAAAUGAAAAUGAUGAACUGCAUGAAAUGUCUGAAAGUGAUGACAGUAAUCAUGACAAUGAUGACGAUAAUGAUAGGAAUGUGAUUUCGGUUGCUGGUGAUUACGAAUUGGCAGUAGUUCGCUUACCAUUAGUUAAAUUUAAUUUAUCAGCAUCAGAAAAAAAAGUUGAUUGUGUGAUGUACAAUAUAUCUAAUGAUUGUAAUGAGCCAGAACAGAAAUUUUGUUUCAGUGAAAAUCCAGAAAAAACUUUUUCUUUUGGUGCUGAAAUACCAAAAGCAGUUUCUUUUUGUUUUGGUCAAGGUAAUAAAGGCUGGUCUAAUUUUACUGUAUAUGUUUUAUUUGAUAACGGAGAUGUUUAUGCAAUGUGUCCAAUAGUACCAAAAAAUUGUAGAAUAUUUAUCGAGCAACUAAGUUGCAUAAUUUUUAAAAAAUAUCAAGAGGCUGAAAAACAUUUACCAUCUAAUUCAAAUCUUCAUAUGUAUGAUUAUUUGUAUAAUCAAUAUCAUUUGCAAUACAGAUGGAUUUGUGAUGUGUCUCAACAAAUUAGACCAUUUUCAAUGAGACCAAAUCCUUUGGAAUUAUCACAUCAUCCUUUUGAUGCUAGUGACAUAAUCUAUUUGAAUACUCAACCCACUAGUGUAAUUGUUAUAGCUUCUAGUAAUGGUAGAUUAGAUAUCUUUCUUGAAGUUGAUAAAAUUGAAGCAUUUUGGAAAAUUCAGGUACAUUGUUAUUUUAUCGUUUUUCUAUUAGAAGACCCUCAAUACAAAGACAUGUUUUAUGUGUGUAAUUUUGCAGGUGUUCAUGCAAUUCGACUUGGUUUAGUGAUAGUUGAUAAUGCUCAUCUAGGAUAUUUGGUUCUGAUAUUAACUUCCACACUGCAACUAAAAGGAUUUCCUUUAGAGAGUAGAACUACACCAAUUAAAUUGUCAAUUGAUGAUGUUACUCGUUUGAAAAGUAUGGGAUUUCCCGAAACAGAUAAACUAGAGUUUCCAAUCAAACUACAAGAAGUUCUAACUUCUCAAGGAUUAACUUGUCAACCAAUUCUUUUGUCACAAAUUGGCAAUAAACAAUCAUCCAAAGAAUUUGAUAGGGUUAAUAGUGAAUUGAUAAGAGGAAUUUCGUUAACAAUUGUUAAUGAAAUAAUACCAAUUAAAUCUUCUGCUCACAUAUUAAUUAAUAGAAUAAAAUUACAAUUUCAAAUGAUAAAACAUCAAGCAGAUCUUUUACAGGAUCUUAAAAAUACCAUGGAAGAGAAUAAACAUCUUAAUUCAGAAUUGGAUGAUCGUGUAAAUAAAAUCAAACAAAAACAUUCUUUUUUAGAAAGUAAAGCCAAUCAAAUUCUUCAAAAAAGAAUAAUUCAAUCAAAUCCAAUUCUCGGAGAAUUUGAAAAUGAGUAUUUUGAUAUGUUAAAUCGAGUUCAAGAAGAUUUAAAUGAUGAAAAUGGUUUAAAAGCUAAAGUAAAACAGAUACAAUUACGGCACUCAAAACUUCAAUUACACAAAGUUGAGACUGCUUUAGACAAAGAGAUGGAACUUAUUGAAGAAGCAACAAGUAAAAUCCAGGUAGCACAAGAAAAACUAAAAAAUUUGAAUUUGGAUAAUAUUUCCAUAAAAGAGUAA
Molecule: messenger RNA, 1836 nt
Organism: Entrophospora sp. SA101
Lineage: Eukaryota; Fungi; Glomeromycota; Glomeromycetes; Entrophosporales; Entrophosporaceae
Source: the annotation of a GenBank genome assembly